AUGCGUUCACACCCCCUCGCCGUAGAAAAAGGAAGCUGCAGUUGUUUGGUUCGCUGGGAUCGAUGAACGGCGCGUCACUGAUCGAUACCACUUAUUCACAGGAGGUCAACAGUUUCCCGGCACGAGACACGAAUGCGGAGUGGGUUGCUUCCUCGAUGGACAACCUGUGCAUGGAUGUGACCGGUGGUUCGAGCGUCGCCCUGGUCAUCCUGGCCUUCCUCCAGGCGGACUGUCGGGACUCGGAGUUCAGGAAGGAGCUGCAUUCUCUGGGCAACGAGUUCAAACUCACCCGGGACAUCAACUGCAAUGCCCCCAGCAUCGACCAAUUGGAGGACGGUGACCUGGAGACCGACGGCCAUCUGCCCGGCGGCGUGUCCGUGUCUCUGCAGGAUGUUCAGCCCUCAGUGGAGCUGCAGUGGCCAAGGAACGAUGAAGCUGUAGCUAACAUUCAGCAGGUCGCAGAGGGGCUGAGAGAAAUCGCAGCCCAGCUCGAAGAAAGUGUCCUGGCCCAGGCCACCAGCAACCUGAGGAGGAACAUAUCAGACUCCCCCUCUGAGCAGUGGAAAAACCAUCUGACCUUGGAGGUGGAUCGGAUAAUGAGGCACGGCAUUGGUCUGGAGCAUCUACCUCAGGAGCGGGUCUUCAUGGCCCUCACUCUCACCCUGGUUAAAGGAGUCUGUGAACAGGCCCCACAGCUUCUGAGGAGCCUCUUCUACGCUGCACUGCAGUACAUCACCCCUGCGAGGGCCAGGUGACUUCAGAGCCGCUGCCUGACAGGAAGUAACACGUACAUGUGGUGGGACAACGCCUAAAUCUGAAACUGGCAUCUGCUCCUCAUGACCAGUCCAGUGAGAACGGAGCAGUGCAAUGGUCAGUGUAGUCAACACUUUUUAAACUGAUGAAUCAUUUGAUUUUCAGUAUUCUGGAAUCAGGAAGUAUGAGUUUGUGACACUUGGAAGUUUUUUGUGGUUUUCUGUGCUCUGAAUCUUUCUGCCUGUUGACUCUUUACUUAAAACUGUUUGUUUAUAUUUGAAAUACGUGCAUUUCUUUGUAUUCUGUCAUUGUACAACUUGAAUAAAUACAGUAUUUCUGUGAUUUUUUUUUCUUUUCAAUCUUUUUUUUCAUGUCAUAAAUGUUGAGUUUGUAUAAAUGAAAUUACACUGUUGAACAUUGUAAUAAACCACUGCAAAAGAGCUCUUUUUGAUCCAAAUUUUUAUUUUUCACAUUUCAUAAUCAGUGUAUUUCAGGAAAGUCAGAGUACAAAGUGUCUUUUAAAUCCAUCCUGCUCUGUACAAUGACACUUUCCCUUAGAGAGCAGGUAGAGUAUUUUAAUGUGGAAUAUUGAGACAUACACGGAAUCAUCACUCCUGUAUCUGAAAAACCCUUAGCAACAAUUAUUAAUAUCUUAUACUGUGACUUAGUGUACUAGACUGUUUUAUUUGGGACUUCACGACUCUGGACCCAGAGGUAUUUAAUGCAGCAGCAGAACUGUACCCUGGGAAACAUGAAAAUACUUGAACCCAUCAAUGUUUCAAUUCACAAGCCAAAACAUGCUGCGUGUUCAGUGAAACACAUCCCUUGUGCAACAUGGACAAACAGAACAAAUCUCAACUAAAAUGUCUGUUGUGCAAUCCAGAUGUCUCACAAUGAAUCACAUUGCUGGUUUCAAUUUCAAUAUUAUACAUUUGGUUUGUUUACCAGAGAAAGUAUCAGAAGUCAGGGGGAACAUUUAUAACUCGAUGCUGCUUUGCAGGAUAGAAAACCUGAACUCACAGCAAUAAUAAAUGUGAACUUAUUAUUUUUUUUUUUAAACGUGAACUUUUUCUUUAGCUCAAGAUGUGUCGUCAUGGAAUUUUCCAUUGAGUCUACACUGA
Molecule: messenger RNA, 1874 nt
Organism: Paralichthys olivaceus (Japanese flounder)
Lineage: Eukaryota; Metazoa; Chordata; Actinopteri; Pleuronectiformes; Paralichthyidae
Gene: bida
Product: BH3 interacting domain death agonist
Biological process (GO): positive regulation of intrinsic apoptotic signaling pathway; positive regulation of extrinsic apoptotic signaling pathway; apoptotic mitochondrial changes
Cellular component (GO): cytosol; mitochondrion; cytoplasm
Source: RefSeq, a predicted model, not a curated record